Messenger RNA from Ostrea edulis (European flat oyster), 1410 nucleotides. RefSeq lists its product as uncharacterized. The transcript has 4 exons. The coding region runs from base 87 to 686 and encodes 199 amino acids. NCBI's taxonomy places the organism in Eukaryota, Metazoa, Mollusca, Bivalvia, Ostreida, Ostreidae. The record is from RefSeq and is a predicted model, not a curated record.
UACAGUAUAUGCAUGUACUCGGUGGAAGGAUGUCGGGCUCUUAACGUUUGAUUCACCUUCAGAAUUUUGUUUUGCUCUGCAUCAAGAUGUCGUUUCCGGAUUCUAUAUCAAGCAAACUGGAAACCUUAAAGUCAGAACUAACAGAUUUACGUCGUCAAGACGUAGACUUGAUGAAACAGUUGAUUGCAAUCAGCGAGACGAUACAGAAGAUGAGCAAAGCAAGGUUUCCACCAGACAAUCACGUGAUCUCACGAACAUUCGUCACCAACAUUAACGGAAGGAAAGGCUGCAUAGGUGUAAAUAUAGUUCCUCCGGAGACCCUGACCAGUUCCGACGCUCCUUUACUUCGGCGCCAGAGCGCCCCGACGUUCAAGUACAUGAACACCCCUCAACACCUGAGUAGCACGUCUCUUUCUAGUGUUGAAGAUUCCUAUACAUCAGAUGAUGAAUUUGGAACUUUGGUUAACUCAAUCAGUGAUAUUAACCACCUGCCCAGAAAUUCAAAAUUUUUGGUUCCUGAAAAACAGUACUUGUCGACACGGAGGUUUUCCGAUAUAGUGACAAAAUAUCCUAACAGCUUUGUUUUCAGAGACGGAUCAAAUGAUUCGGAAUAUGAGGAAAUCCUACUGCGGAAUAUCAAAAUCUGGAAGGAGGAACAGUUAGAGAAUGAUUCUGUGUUUGUCUGAAGACGUCUAGAAAUGUUGGAGUUGUAGCAGCCGUUUACAAAUUCAGGGAUAAGAAAUAAAUUAUUCGCACGACAUAGGUUUUUGACAUGUAGCCUCUGCCAAAGCAAUGUCCAAACCGGGAUGUACAGAAAGACAAAAUAGCACAAACUAGCCACUAUGUCUUGAAAGUUUGCUGAAGAUAUGUAUACCGGUAUGUAAAUACAUCCAAACCAAUCUUGCCCCGAAUAUUUCAUGCAAAAACUCCACGUGUCAUCAAAUACGCAAGGAAUCGGCAAAUAUGUUUCAGUGCACAUCAUAUGUUGUGGUGUAAGCGAAGAAAAAGUGGCGUCUUCUGUUGAGUGCAACUGAUGAGGUUGCUCACCAAACAAUUACUCAACCGGAAAAUGAUGCCCAUCUCCUUUGUUUUACAAACAGCAACGGAGAAUGUUUUAUUACAUAUAUAAUCGUAACAAACAACCAAAUAAACACAAUCAACAGUCAUGUAAUUUCGAAAACGAGUAUGGAACUAGUAUGCGGUGAAAUUUAUAUUUGUUUUGGUUCUUAAAAAGUGUAUCAAUAUCUAUACGGGCAGCUUCUGAGAUAUAAAGAAAAGAUGUACAAAAACGACCAAACAAUAUUUCCCAGAGACUUGGUCGAUUAAUUGCAUCAUACAUCUAAUGUUUCAAAAUAGAAAGAAAUAACCAUUCCCUGCAUUGUAUGAAAUAUUAAAAUAAUGUGAACAAUU